AUGGAUGGAGUUAAGGUUGUUCUUGAUGGAGUGAAGGGGGGAAUAUCGGACAGCCCAAAAGAGCCCGGGCUGAAAAACGUGAGUUCACAGCUGUCGAUAUCCGAAAUGGACGAUUUUGACCUUUCGAAGCUGCUCGACAAGCCCAGACUGAACAUCGAGAGGCAAAGAUCGUUCGACGAGAGGUCUCUUAGUGAGUUGUCGAUUGGUAUUUCGAGAGGCUUGGAUUAUUACGAGAGCGCUUAUUCUCCCGGAAGAUCGGCACUCGACACGCCGGCCUCGUCUGCCCGAAAUUCUUUCGAGCCGCAUCCAAUGGUUGCAGAUGCUUGGGAGGCUCUUCGGAGAUCAUUGGUGCACUUUCGUGGCCAGCCGGUUGGGACUAUAGCUGCCUAUGAUCAUGCCUCGGAGGAAGUUUUGAAUUAUGAUCAGGUUUUUGUUCGGGAUUUCGUCCCGAGUGCACUAGCCUUCCUUAUGAAUGGCGAGCCGGACAUAGUCAAAAACUUCUUACUGAAAACCCUUCAGCUUCAAGGGUGGGAAAAAAGGAUAGAUAGGUUCAAGCUAGGUGAAGGCGCUAUGCCAGCUAGCUUCAAAGUGCUUCACGACCCUGUUCGAAAAACGGACACGAUUGUAGCCGAUUUUGGGGAGAGUGCAAUCGGGCGAGUUGCCCCGGUUGACUCGGGUUUCUGGUGGAUUAUUCUUUUACGUGCGUACACAAAGUCAACCGGAGACCAUUCUUUGGCCGAGACGCCCGAGUGUCAAAAGGGGAUGAGACUUAUCUUGGCCUUAUGCCUUUCCGAAGGGUUCGACACUUUCCCUACCUUGCUUUGUGCGGAUGGUUGCUCGAUGAUUGAUCGGAGGAUGGGCAUAUACGGCUACCCCAUCGAGAUCCAAGCCCUGUUCUUCAUGGCCCUCCGCUCGGCCCUUGUGAUGCUUAAACACGAUACGGAAGGCAAAGAGUUCAUCGAGAGAAUCGUGAAGCGGCUUCAUGCCCUUAGCUACCACAUGCGAAGCUACUUCUGGCUCGAUUUCCAGCAGUUGAACGAUAUAUACCGAUACAAAACAGAGGAAUAUUCUCACACAGCAGUCAACAAGUUCAACGUCAUCCCGGACUCAAUCCCCGAAUGGGUAUUCGACUUUAUGCCCACUAAAGGCGGUUACUUUAUCGGCAAUGUAAGCCCAGCCCGAAUGGAUUUUCGGUGGUUUGCAUUGGGCAAUUGUGUAGCUAUUUUAUCGUCUUUAGCCACGCCAGAGCAGGCCUCGGCUAUAAUGGACCUUAUUGAGGAGAGAUGGGAGGAAUUAGUUGGGGAAAUGCCUUUGAAGAUUUGUUAUCCGGCGAUCGAGAGUCACGAGUGGCGGAUCGUGACUGGUUGCGACCCAAAGAAUACGAGGUGGAGUUAUCACAAUGGGGGCUCUUGGCCAGUGCUUUUAUGGAUGCUAACAGCCGCUUGCAUCAAAACCGGGCGCCCACAAAUCGCGAGACGAGCAAUCGAUCUUGCCGAGAGCCGCCUUCUGAAGGACAGCUGGCCCGAAUACUAUGAUGGAAAAUUGGGAAGAUUUAUCGGCAAACAAGCUAGAAAAUACCAAACAUGGUCCAUUGCUGGUUAUCUAGUUGCGAAAAUGAUGUUAGAAGACCCUUCACACUUGGGAAUGAUUUCCCUCGAAGAAGACAAGCAAAUGAAGCCAGUUAUCAAGAGAUCCUCUUCGUGGACUUGUUGA
This is a messenger RNA of Striga hermonthica, 1713 nucleotides long. The record is from the annotation of a GenBank genome assembly. NCBI's taxonomy places the organism in Eukaryota, Viridiplantae, Streptophyta, Magnoliopsida, Lamiales, Orobanchaceae.